AUGCAAGAAAUUGAUUUUACUCUACUUAAAGCAUCAAUAAACCUUAUCAAUCCAUCAUUUGAAAUUAAUUUUGAUUACAAUUAUCCUUACAUUAAUGCUAGUAGAUUAAAAGUUCUUCUUGAUUAUUUUGGAUUCAUUUAUUUGUCUAAAAAUUACAACAUUUCUAAUAACUCUUUUAGCUUCAAGAUAACUGUAGCUCUUCAAUGGCUCUUCGAGCAUAACCAGUUAUUUAAAGAAAACUGCAUACUUGAUAAAAAUGCUUUAAAUAACUUACCUAAAGGAGAAAUUCCUAAAGCCUUAACUCUAACAACCACUAUGGUAAAUAUUAAUUCUCGUAAAACUGAACACUAUACUGAAUUUCCAGUUCUCUAUCCAUAUGGUGUCAGAGAACAUAAAGGUCAAUUGUCUCAAAUUUUAUUAAGUAAAUAUACCAAUUAUCUUAUGCAUUGCUACAAUCCAAAAUUUAGACAACACAGAUCAUUCCCAUUUAUCAUAUUUAAUGUUCUGCAAUGGCGAGAAGUAUCAAGAGAAUCUUACAAUUUAAUGAAAAACAAUAAUUUUGAUCAGUUAGCUAAAUUGAUAUCAACACUCAAACCAGAACAUAUUAACUUUACUAUUAAGCAAGAACAAAAAAAACAACCUAUCAACAACUCAGAAAUUCUCAAAUUACUUAGAAAGGUUAACUCUGCUAGUUCUAACUCUAUUGUAAUGAUGUAUGCUAAAAAUGAAAUUGAUCCUGAAAAGCUUGCUCUUAAAAAUUUUCCAAAAGCCUUGAAAAAAGCUCAACUUACACAUCUUGACUUAGUAGCUGUUGCUAAAUACUUUAAUACUAUUAUUUAA
Cetraspora pellucida is the source of this 840-nucleotide messenger RNA. Lineage: Eukaryota; Fungi; Glomeromycota; Glomeromycetes; Diversisporales; Gigasporaceae. The record is from the annotation of a GenBank genome assembly.